AUGGCGACCUCACUCGUCGUUCCCCUCGCCUAUAUCUCGGUGAUGAUAACGGCUUUGGCUAUAUUCUCGAGGGUUUACAGAAAACGACGAGCAGCCGAGAAAACAUCCUUCGAACCAUGGUUCCCCCACCACCCGUCUCGCGAAGUAUAUAUCUCCCUUCUCUCCUCCUCUCAGGACAUACCGGAUUCCCUACUCAAGUCAGCUUUACUCGUACGAGCCAUCACGGAUGUCAAGCGAAUAUGGAGAUUGAGGGAUGACAAGACCGCUUUGACGCAAUUGCACCAACGAGGUCUGAUAGGUGACGAUACGAUGUCGAGGUUCAACGCAGCUGAGAAGGAGCUAGAAGCUGAGAUCGUAGAUGUGGUCUCAGAGGCUAAUACGUUCAGACAAGGUUGGGGUCAGAUGAUCUUUGCUACUGCCACUGAGAUGGCUCAGGCUGAGAAGACUAGAGAGACGGUGAUGAAUAUCCCGAAGAUCAAGGCUGUGGAGGAAAAACGCAUAGCUCUCCGAAACAAGUACCUUCCCGGAUCAGUCCCAGCACCACUCAUUCAACAGGUCUCUGCGACCCAAGCCCAGGCUAUGGCUCAAGCGGCAGCAGCUGGAUCAGGUAGUAACACCUCCUCACCGUCAACGACCAACGCCAGCGGUAAAGUCGCUACGCCUCAUAACGUCCCUUCUCCUUCUUUAGUUUCCGAGGAAACGGUAGGCGGAGUAGCCAGUACCGACUCGUCUAAGAAUGGCUCGCCAGCGUUGGGCAGUGGUAGCGGUAGUGGAGGGAACAGUAAUGCCAGCACACCUUCCAAAUCUACGCCUGGAAAGAAGAAGAAGAAUAAGAAGUAA
Messenger RNA from Kwoniella botswanensis, 840 nucleotides. RefSeq lists its product as uncharacterized. Gene Ontology annotation, cellular component: Sec62/Sec63 complex. NCBI's taxonomy places the organism in Eukaryota, Fungi, Basidiomycota, Tremellomycetes, Tremellales, Cryptococcaceae. Gene Ontology annotation, biological process: post-translational protein targeting to membrane, translocation. The coding region runs from base 1 to 840 and encodes 279 amino acids. The record is from RefSeq and is a predicted model, not a curated record. The transcript is spliced from 4 exons.